AUGACGCUCGCGCUCGCGGUGAUGGCGAGCGCGUGCGGCGCGCGCGGCGCCGCGGCGGCGGUCACGGAGCUCCGCACGCUCGCGGGGUCGUUCAAGUUUAAGACGGACUUGUCGAGCGCAUCGAACGUGACCAUUAUGAACAAAACGGCUGACGUGAAGAUUACCGAGGCGCUCAAGCUGAGCGAACACGUCGCGCACUUCGCCGCCGAGCUCGCGACGUUCGACGGUGUCAGCUCUGACUGGGGUGACAUGACUGAAGAUUACGACGCGUGGAUCGCACCUUGGGUCGAGAACAACACGCUCUACUCGAACGAAUGGGUUCGUCUCACAGAGAAUAAGAUUCCGAUAGUCGACGGUAACGAAGUCGAGGUGCCUAGCGAUCCGCUCAGGAGUUACGUCGCGGCUGCGGUCGCGAAGGCGAAGAGCGACGCGGGGAGUAUCAAAGCGAUGAAGGAAAUCAUCGAGAAGACCGUUUGGGACGCCGCCGGGUAUCAAGCAUCUCUCAAGGCGCUCGCCACGGCGCAGGAAGUAGAUUCGAGCUCUCCGAAGAACGGCGUCUGUGUGUCCGGAACAAGCCAGACGGAUGCGACGAAGGCGCACUGGGAUCUUGGCGCGGCUUUGAUCAUCGGCGAUGGCUACCACUCCGUCUUGGGACGCGCGCAGAAGCGCGGGUUCGAGUUUGGCACCAUCGGCGCCACGGGCGUCGCGAAGGCGUACGAAAAGAUUAUGAAGCUCUUGCGCGCCGGACAAGAAGAAAAAACGUGCGCUGGAUCGGACAUGACCCUGCAUGAAAUCUACGAACGAAUUGAGUGGCAAAUGCGCGUCGUUUACUCGCAAUCGAUUCUCAAGUACGUGUACAAGAUGGACAUGGCGAUCGCCUCUGGAAAUGUGACCGCCAAGUUUCACGAUCUGCACGCCGAGGGUCAAGCCAUGUAUCGCGUCAUCGCAGGCGACGUCAUGGCCAAAGCAUCGACCGAGGGCGCAUGGUUGAACGAAUACUUCAGAAUCAACGUGAAGCGGACUGCUGGUUCAUGGAAUUAUGCCAACUACUGCGAGGCUCGCAAGCACGUCGUCGCUUUCAUCAAAACUGGAUCGACGCACGACGUGAAGGAAAGCGACCUCGGAACGUACGUCGACGCCGCCAACGUGGACUGCGAUGCAAAGACCAAUCACGAUCCUUCCCUUGAGCUCAAAUCCUUGGCGGGGUCGUAUUAUCCCACGGACCUCACGUCGAGUUCGGAUUCUGGCGCUCUCGCUCGGUUCAAGCGCGCGAAGGCGCUCGGCGCUAACGUCGCGCACAUCUUUGUCGAGUUGGCUGCGUACGUCCUGAACAAGAAGUCGGACUGGAGUGACAUGAGCGAAGAUUUUGUCGAGUCGUACAAGGAGUGGACCGAGGAUUGGACGUCGUACAAAUCGAACGAGUGGGAUCACAUGACCAAGUACGAAUUCCCGAAAACUCGUGCGAGUGGAAAUUACCCCGCCAGUUCGACACCUCUUUCCACGUACGUCAGCGACGCCGUGGAACUCGCGAAGGACGAUACACGCCGUGAAGCGGCCAAGGAGAUGAUUGAAAAGACGAUGAUGGAUGCAGUCGGGUUCCACGGCGCGCUCAAUCUGUUGAGCAAGGCGCAGGCACUCGUCGCGGAUGGUGGUGUGUGCGAGACUGGUUCACGCAACGACGAGCAAGACGGUCGUUGGGACGCCGCGGCGGCGUUGCUCAUCGGCGACGGCUACCACUCCGUGCUCGGUCGCGCGCAAAAGCGAGGCGCCGAGUUCGGCACUUUAGGUUCCACGCACUCCGCCAAGCCGUACGAACAGAUCAUCCAACUUUUGCGUCAAGGUCAAGAGGAGACAGAUUGCGGUCAACUUCACGAGAUUUACGAAUUGAUUGAAAAGUGGCUUCGCGUCGUCUAUUCCCAAAGCGUUAUCAAGUACGCGUACAAGAUUGAUACAAAGUUGAAAUCUGGCGAGAUGUCGGCGUACGACGAUCUCACCGCCGAGGGUCAAGCGAUGUACCGCGUUAUUGCCGCGGAUGUGAAGCGUAAGGGAGCGACUACCGCGCCAGACGCGUACACGUUCUUCGACGACCUCUUCGACGUGCGCAAAGGGCCCACCGCUGGGUCUUGGGCCUACGCAAACUAUUGCAAAGCCAUCGACCAGUUGACAAAGGCGUUAUCCUCCAGCACGCCAUCGCACGCCGUGACGGAGUCCGACAUUGGCACUUACAUGCAUGCGUUUCACGUCCACUGCGCGACGCAAACGGAGCACGGUUCGUCGUCCAGCGUCGCCGCGUUGUUUGAAAAGGUGCACGCGUUGGGCGCCCCAGAAUCUGGCGCGUCGAAGAAGGAGGUGCGCGCGGUCGAGGCGCUCGCCGCGUUCAGCUUUGUCGUCGGUUUAGCCGGUCUCGUCGUCGGCUCCGUCGCGCUCCACAAGACGCGCAGAGGCGGCGCGACGGCGUUCAAGAGCUCGUACGUCGUGCACAACGUGUAG
Messenger RNA from Ostreococcus tauri, 2490 nucleotides. RefSeq names its product unnamed product. The transcript has a single exon. The record is from RefSeq and is a predicted model, not a curated record. Lineage: Eukaryota; Viridiplantae; Chlorophyta; Mamiellophyceae; Mamiellales; Bathycoccaceae. Bases 1 to 2490 code for a protein of 829 amino acids.